Messenger RNA from Spirometra erinaceieuropaei, 672 nucleotides. NCBI's taxonomy places the organism in Eukaryota, Metazoa, Platyhelminthes, Cestoda, Diphyllobothriidea, Diphyllobothriidae. The record is from the annotation of a GenBank genome assembly.
AUGUUCUCACCACCGGACGCCAGGUGUCCCCAGGGCCAAUGGACAGUGCUGGCCGGCAUGAAGGAGACCCGCUGGUCAUUCACGCUUGUCCCCUCCACCGACGUCGUAUAUGCUUUCGGUAAUGAUGCCUCCUCCUGUUCCUCCUUUGUUCUACACUGACGCAACAAUGUAACUGCAUUCCUUCUCCACAGUCCUAAUCUCUCUCUCUUUCUCUACCUUACAUGCCAUUCCAUGACCUUUUCUACGCAUUCCAUUUUAUGAGGAGGAUAAAGACAUCCGUAUGAUGGCAACAAUGUGAAGAUGUGACUUUGCAUGGCGUACCGACUUCCUUUACUAGAAUUAAGCGACAGAAUAGUUAAAGCCUCUCCAGUAGAUGCUCGGUAUAUUGCUUAAUUUGUCUACUCGGAGAUUUUGUGAAACAGAUUUCUACUGGCUGUGUUGUGUAAAUCGUCUUCUAGUUUCUGUAUUAAUUUAUAUACAGAAAUAUAUUUUUACUAUCAUUGUGCAAUUUUUGCAGGCUUUUUGUUCAGAUCUCGAAACACGGUGGAGGCCCUCACAGCUCCAGAUGAAUCAGUUGAUGUCAGCAACGACUUGACAUCUUGGACCUGGUCGUCCAAGAAACCCCUGGAGUCGCUCGCAUUUAUCGGUGGAGCUGCUGGCAUCAACAUGUAA